Molecule: messenger RNA, 1539 nt
Organism: Glycine soja
Lineage: Eukaryota; Viridiplantae; Streptophyta; Magnoliopsida; Fabales; Fabaceae
Exons: 1
Coding region: 1-1539 (512 amino acids)
Source: RefSeq, a predicted model, not a curated record
AUGAACCCAUUUGGAACCUUAACUACUAACCAUAGCUCGUGGCCCGUUUUGCUGUUCAUUUAUAAUCUCCCUCCGUGGUUGUGCAUGAAGCGAAAGUAUGUUAUGCUGAGUAUGAUGAUAGCUAGUCCAAGACAACCAGGUAAUGAUAUUGACGUAUAUCUAAGACCGUUAAUUGACGAUUUGCGGAAAUUGUGGGAUGAAGGGGUUGAUGUAUGGGACGCAAAUUUGCAGCAUGCUUUCAAGUUGCGUGCAAUGGUUUUUUGUACCAUCAAUGACUUUCCAGCCUACGGAAAUUUAAGUGGAUAUAGUGUCAAAGGACAUCACGCAUGUCCUAUAUGUGAGCAGAAUACUAGUUUCCGCCAACUUAAACAUGGAAAGAAGACUGUGUAUACUAGGCAUCGAAGAUUUCUCAAACAGUAUCAUCUGUAUCAACGCUUGAAGAAGGCAUUCGAUGGAAGUCAAGAACAUGAAACCGCGCCAAAUCCAUUAACUGGUGAUGAAGUAUAUCAGCGGGUCAAGGAUGUCGUAAAUAUGUUCGGCAAGUCCCAAAAAAAACCAUCAUCCACUUCAAACAUGUGGAAAAAGAAGUCUAUUUUCUUUGAUCUUCCGUACUGGUCCGAUCAUCAUGUUAGGCAUUGUAUAGACGUCAUGCAUGUCGAGAAAAAUGUUUGUGAUUCUUUAAUUGGGACCCUCCUAAACAUUAAAGGCAAGACAAAGGAUGGUUUCAAGUGUCGUCAAGACUUGGUUGACAUGGGUAUACGUCAAGUGUUGCAUCCUAUCUCAAAAGGUAACAAGACAUAUCUGCCCCCAGCCUGUUACACAAUGUCAACAGCUGAAAACAGAAGUUUUUGUGAAUGCUUGUGUAAUAUCAAAGUCCCACAAGGCUACUCUUCAAACAUCAAGAGUCUUGUGUCUGUGAAUGAGCUUAAGUUGGUUGGCUUGAAAUCACAUGAUUGUCAUGUGUUAAUGCAACAACUUUUGCCUGUUGCAAUCCGCGGAACAUUGCCUGAGAAGGUCCGUGUUGCAAUCAGUUGCUUGUGUUUCAUUUUUAAUGCUAUAUGUGCCAAGGUCAUUGACCCUAAACAGUUGGAUGCUUUGGAAGAUGAGGUUGUCGUUGUCCUUUGUCAAAUGGAGAUGUUUUUCCCUCCUUCAUUUUUUGACAUUAUGGUACACUUAGUUGUUCAUCUGGUAAGGGAAAUAAGGUGUUGUGGUCCUACGUAUUUUAGAUGGAUUUAUCCAGUUGAGCGGUACAUGAAGGUCUUAAAGGGUUAUACGAAGAAUCGACAUCGACCAGAGGCCUCAAUAGUGGAAAGAUACGUUGCUGAAGAAUGCAUUGAGUUUACCUCACAGUACAUUGACUCAUUGAAACCUGUCGGUGUUCUUGCAUCCCGGCAUGACCAGCCAAUAGCCGGCAAGGGUACUCGUGGAUACAAUGUUGUGACAAUGACUAGACAUGACGUGUCACAAGCACAUUUGUAUAUAUUAAACAACACAACAGAGGUGUUUCCGUACAUAGAGGCUCACAAAAAACAUGUUUGA